AUGGAUUCUAAAACAUUUGUUGUCUAUGAUCAUGUAUCAUAUAACUUGUUCUAUCGAUCGGAGAAAGCAAAGGAUCAAGAAAAGCUCUACCCAUAUUAUGUGUUAGAUGAGCAUCUAGAUGUGAAAAGAUUGAGAGCUCAUUUGAAUCAAUUUGAAUUUGAAUCAAUUGUAUUGUGUGUGAUGAAUGGUGAUGAUAUCGAUGAUGGUGCAGCAUUAUCAUUCGAUGGUGAUAUCAAUUUCAACAAUAACAAUAACAACAUUAUUAAUGCCAACAACAACAACAACAACAAAAACAAGUUAAACAACACUUUCAAUGGUGGCAAUAAAGAGAUUACUUUCAAAGAUGGCAAAUACAACAAUGUUAUAAAGACACUCUUGGACUAUCUAAGAGGUGGUAUUCAAAGAAAAUAUAUAAACAACAACAACAAAAACAAUAAUUCAAAUCAUUAUCUUUACAAUACAACACCAAGAAGAAUAAUUACACCAAAGUUGGGUAUUAUUCUUAUUACGAAUGAAGAUUUGGAUGGCUUUGGAAUGACAAACUACAUAGAGUCAAACAUUGAAGUGAAUAUGCCAUUCCUCUAUAAUAUUAAGAGAUUGUGUGGUCUUGACAUCGUAUCGAGUACCUCCACUGCGAGAGAGUUGAACAACCGUAUCGACAAUAUGCUGAGAGAGAAUGCAUUCCAUUGGAACUACGACAUUGUGAUGCCACGUCGUGUAGGCGGUCACAUAACCAAAGACAACUUCUAUCCAGUGGUUUCCAACAACAGUAGCAGAAGCAGCAGCAGCGGUGGUAACAACAACUCACUUGCAAUCACAAUGAUGCUGUUCCUUAUCAAACUCCUAUUGGCAACGACCGUUCUAUUCUUCUUUUUGGUGGUACUUAACGAUUUCUGUGCAAAGUCGGCAGAGCUAUCAUAUAUCAAGCAAGGACACAGAAUUGAUCCAUUACAGUUCGAAACCCUCAACAAUAAUUAUGACCUAUGUAAAGAAGACGUGAAUGUCCUACACCAGAGAGUAGUGAGUUCAGAUGAAAUAAUAAGUAAAGGAAUUACACUUCAUUCGCCUGAGGGUCACACCUUUAAAUAUAUUGCACCAAAUCACACCAACUUUGAUUUUAAAAUUCUCAAAUCACUAAACACACAACAGCCUUCAUCUGAUAACAACAACAACAACAAUCACAAUAAUAAUAAUGAAGAAGUUCAAUAUUUCACAAAUUACCUACUACCGUUUUACAAACAAUAUAUACAGUCCCACUAUCAAGAUUACAUCCAUCCUAUUUACACCAAUUAUAUAUCCACCUUAUUAGACAACAAACAGCAACAAGAAGAAGACAAAACUAGUACUACUAUUCAACAUUAA
Messenger RNA from Heterostelium album PN500, 1362 nucleotides. RefSeq lists its product as uncharacterized. Bases 1 to 1362 code for a protein of 453 amino acids. NCBI's taxonomy places the organism in Eukaryota, Evosea, Eumycetozoa, Acytosteliales, Acytosteliaceae. The record is from RefSeq and is a predicted model, not a curated record. The transcript has 3 exons.